AUGUCUGGAAGAGGAAAGGGCGGCAAGGUCAAAGGAAAGGCCAAGAGCAGAUCGAGCAGAGCCGGAUUGCAGUUUCCCGUAGGAAGAAUACACAGGCUGUUGCGCAAAGGCAACUACGCCGAGAGAGUAGGAGCCGGAGCGCCCGUAUAUUUGGCGGCGGUCAUGGAGUAUUUGGCGGCAGAAGUUUUAGAGUUAGCCGGGAACGCUGCCAGAGACAACAAAAAAACCCGUAUCAUACCUCGCCACCUUCAGCUGGCCAUAAGAAACGACGAAGAGUUAAACAAGCUCUUGGCCGGAGUCACUAUCGCCCAGGGUGGCGUUCUUCCAAACAUCCAAGCCGUCCUCUUGCCCAAGAAGACGGCCAAGGUCGGCGGAAGCGGUUCCGCUUCUACCGGAGGAGCCAGUCAGGCCAGCCAA
Helobdella robusta is the source of this 417-nucleotide messenger RNA. RefSeq lists its product as hypothetical. Gene Ontology annotation, molecular function: DNA binding; structural constituent of chromatin; protein heterodimerization activity. The annotation marks the transcript as partial. NCBI's taxonomy places the organism in Eukaryota, Metazoa, Annelida, Clitellata, Rhynchobdellida, Glossiphoniidae. The record is from RefSeq and is a predicted model, not a curated record. Gene Ontology annotation, cellular component: nucleosome. The transcript has a single exon.